Colletotrichum chrysophilum is the source of this 1395-nucleotide messenger RNA. RefSeq lists its product as uncharacterized. NCBI's taxonomy places the organism in Eukaryota, Fungi, Ascomycota, Sordariomycetes, Glomerellales, Glomerellaceae. Gene Ontology annotation, cellular component: vacuolar membrane. Gene Ontology annotation, molecular function: amino acid transmembrane transporter activity. The transcript is spliced from 4 exons. Gene Ontology annotation, biological process: amino acid transmembrane transport. The record is from RefSeq and is a predicted model, not a curated record. The coding region runs from base 1 to 1395 and encodes 464 amino acids.
AUGGGCAACGCGACAGAGGUCAGCAGCAACCCCGAGAUGGAACAGACAACGAAGAAGGAUGUCGGAAACGAUGCCGCGCCGGCCUACGCGCCCCCGGCGGAGGAUAACAGUGUGCUCGCCGGCGAGGAUGGCGAGCUCAUCGACUACAAGACUCUCACAUGGUGGCAAGGUGGCAUCGUCCUGAUCGCUGAGACCGUCUCCCUGGGUAUUCUGUCUCUGCCUUCCGUUCUCGCGACUGUCGGUCUCGUGCCGGGUAUCAUCCUCAUUCUCGUCAUGAGCUUCCUCUCAACGUACUCCGGUCUGGUCUUGGCCGAGUUCCGCAAGGAAUACCCCUUCGUGCAGAACUUUGGCGACGCUGUCGAGGUUAUCGGCAAGUCUAUCGGUAUGGGCCGCGUGUUCCAGGAGGUCUUUGGUUGGGCGCAGGUCAUUUUCCAGGUUUUCGUCAUGGGUAGCCAUUUGUUGACCUGGACUAUCUGCAUGAACACCCUGACCAACUCGUCCACCUGCACCAUCGUAUGGGCCGUCGUCGGUCUGGCCGUCUUUGCCGUCCUCAACUUCCCGAGAACGCUCAAGUACACCAGUUGGAUGUCCAUGGCUUCCUGCAUCUCCAUCACCUUGGCCAUGUUGAUUACUCUUGGUGAUGUCGCCGCCGAGCGCCCCAUCGGAUCCGGAAGCAUUGAAGUCACCCGCCAGCUCGGCUUCACCGGAGCUUUCCUCGCCGUGACCAACAUCGCCAUCGCCUUCUCCUCCCACUCCUGCUUCUUCUCCGUCAUCGGCGAGUUCAAGAAGCCCGAGGACUGGCCCAAGGCCCUCGCCCUCCUCCAGAUCGCCGACACGACCCUGUACCUGCUCGCCGCAAUCGUUAUCUACGUCUUCGUCGGUCCGGACGUGCCCUCGCCCGCCCUCUCCGCCGCCGGCUCCAAGACCAUGCGUAAGGCCAUCUGGGGCAUCGCCAUCCCGACCAUCGUCAUCGCCGGCGUGAUCUACGGCCACGUCGCCGCCAAGUACAUCUUCUCGCGCAUGUUCCGCAACACCAAGCACAUGAUCCGCCGUACCAAGAUCUCGACCAUCGCCUGGAUCGGCAUCGUUGUGUGCAUCUGGGCCCUCUCCAUGGUCAUCGCCGAGUCCAUCCCCGUCUUCAACUCGCUGCUGGGCCUCAUCUGCGCGCUCUUCGCCUCGUGGUUCUCGUACGGCCUGCCCGGUAUUUUCUGGCUGUGGAUGCACUAUGGCAACUGGUUCAGAGACGGCAAGCAGACUUGCAAGUUCGCUGCCAACGUCAUGUUGUUCCUCACGGGCUUCCUCAUUUGCGUGCUUGGCCUGUGGGCGUCCAUUGAGGCGAUCGCGACCGAGUCGCUGACGAAGCCGUGGACGUGCGCGUCUAAUGCUGCGCCAUAA